CUACAAUUAAAUACAUUUAUUGAGCAUAGCUGUAUUGAGAAAACUCUGCAAUUAUGGCCGCGACAUUGAAGCCCUAUCUGAAUGCAGUUAGGACUACUCUUGAAGCUGCCAUGUGUCUUGAGAACUUCUACUCUCAACGUGUUGAGCGACAUAACAAGCCUGAAGUAGAGAUAAGAUCAUCAAAGGAGGUGCUGUUUACUCCGCUGGAGAUUUGUAGAAACGAAAAAGAGAAAGUCCUCAUUGAGGGAUCGAUCAACUCUCUUCGAAUGAGCAUAGCUAUCAAACAGGCUGAUGAUAUCGAGAAGAUUUUGUGCCACAAAUUCAUGCGGUUCAUGAUGAUGAGAGCCGAGAAUUUCUUCAUUCUCCGAAGGAAGCCUAUCGAGGGCUACGACAUCAGUUUCCUCAUAACAAACUACCACACCGAACAGAUGUACAAACAUAAGCUCGUAGAUUUCGUCAUGGAGUUCAUGACAGAGAUAGAUAAGGAGAUCAGUGAGAUGAAACUUUGUCUCAACGGUCGUGGUCGUAUUUCUGCUGUGGAGUUUUUGAAAAACUUUAACUAGAGAAGAGCGGUGGUGUCGUCUAGACGAACAUGAAAAGGACAUUUAUAAUUGAUUCUAAUUUUUUUAGUUGUGUUACCAAUUUUGUUAUACCUUUUCACGGUUUUUGGUAUACAUUUUCACGGUUUCAGCAUUCUUUUUCGAUGCUAACUCAUAUAUUUCAUUAUAAUUUAGUAAUUGAAAAUAUCUUUGAUCGACACCUUUGCCAUUUCAAUUUUUCUAUUUGACUAAGCGCCAUGCUGUUUCGUAGAUUUUUCGGAUGGGUAGGAUUGUGGUUGUAUCGUAAUCGUGAUAUGUCAAGUAUGUAAUAUGUAUGUUGCUGUAAAUAUUAUAUACGAUUCUGAAUUAUGUUAAAAUGAA
This is a messenger RNA of Bolinopsis microptera, 920 nucleotides long. Its product is annotated as actin-related protein 2/3 complex subunit 4. Gene Ontology annotation, biological process: actin filament polymerization; Arp2/3 complex-mediated actin nucleation. The coding region runs from base 54 to 563 and encodes 169 amino acids. NCBI's taxonomy places the organism in Eukaryota, Metazoa, Ctenophora, Tentaculata, Lobata, Bolinopsidae. The transcript has 8 exons. Gene Ontology annotation, cellular component: Arp2/3 protein complex; actin cytoskeleton. The record is from RefSeq and is a predicted model, not a curated record. Gene Ontology annotation, molecular function: actin filament binding.